Erpetoichthys calabaricus (reedfish) is the source of this 2395-nucleotide messenger RNA. RefSeq names its product DEAD (Asp-Glu-Ala-Asp) box helicase 6 (gene ddx6). The record is from RefSeq and is a predicted model, not a curated record. Gene Ontology annotation, biological process: cytoplasmic stress granule assembly; P-body assembly. Gene Ontology annotation, molecular function: mRNA binding; ATP binding; RNA helicase activity. Bases 593 to 2056 code for a protein of 487 amino acids. The transcript is spliced from 14 exons. Lineage: Eukaryota; Metazoa; Chordata; Cladistia; Polypteriformes; Polypteridae. Gene Ontology annotation, cellular component: P-body; cytoplasmic stress granule.
CGUGACCUCGAAAACGGCGAAGAAAUGGCAGGCUGCCGCUGGUGGGCGGGGCGCGUACUGAGUGAGGGGCGGGACCGAGUGAGCGGAGGGAGGGCUUAAAGGAGGAAGGAGGCCAUCUUGGAGUCCCAGAUUCGAACCGAGACUUAAGAGAAAAAAAGAAAGCGUAAACAAAAUCGUGACAUUCCGAGUGAAGUAAACGCUACAGCGGACAUUCAGAAGCCCGACGCGCCCUGGCUUUACCCGCUGGCCGCGGUGAAUGGAAAUACUCAAAUAUUGUUUUGAGGAUCAACAAUGGAUUUAUAAUUUGGAGAAAUUCCUCAUGCUGUCCUGAUUUCUCCUUGGAACUCUCAAACUGUUUAGAGAGGAUAACAUAUGGUGCAAUAUUGGGACUCACGUGUUGAGCAAUACCUUAAGUUAUUAUUCAGAAGACCUUUUUCUGCCAAGAAAUUUAAAAUUUUGGGCAACAAUUUCCAUUUUGAAGAGUGAAAAACUAUUGCAGAUUUCUCUUCGGACAUUUGAAGAGACACUUUGAGUGUAUAUUUAUAGAUCUAUACAGCUUGUUAAAAGAAACUUAUCUAAAGUCUCCACAAGCAUGAGUAGUACAAGGGCAGAGAACCCUGUUAUUCUGGGUUUGUCCAAUCAGAAUGGGCAGCUUCGUGGCCCAAUGAAGCCAGCAGGAGCCCCAGGAGGGGGAGGGGGUGGAGGGUGUGUAACUCUUACCCAGCAGGCCAAUCAGAUAAAGAAUUCCGGCACCAUUAAUAAUGGCAACCCCCAGUCCAACGUGCCAGCCAACUCCAGUAUCAAGCCAGGUGAUGACUGGAAGAAAAACCUAAAGCUGCCCCCCAAGGAUAUGAGAAUGAAAACAUCAGACGUUACUGCUACAAAAGGCAAUGAGUUUGAGGAUUAUUGUCUAAAGCGAGAACUUCUGAUGGGCAUCUUUGAAAUGGGCUGGGAGAAACCAUCCCCUAUACAAGAGGAGAGCAUUCCCAUUGCACUUUCUGGGAGAGAUAUUCUGGCAAGAGCAAAGAAUGGAACUGGCAAAAGUGGAGCCUACCUCAUUCCCUUACUUGAACGCAUAGACCUAAAGAAGGACUGCAUACAAGCUGUGUGCAUUGUCCCCACACGGGAGCUGGCGCUGCAGGUCAGCCAAAUAUGUAUCCAGGUCAGCAAGCACAUGGGUGGAGUCAAAGUGAUGGCAACCACUGGAGGAACCAACCUGCGUGAUGACAUUAUGAGGCUGGAUGAAACUGUGCACGUUGUGAUUGCCACUCCAGGAAGAAUCCUAGAUCUUAUUAAGAAAGGAGUUGCCAAAGUCGGCCAAGUGCAGAUGAUCGUCCUGGAUGAGGCAGACAAGCUCCUGUCCCAGGACUUUGUUCAGAUGAUGGAGGAGAUCAUUGGUACUCUUCCAAAAAACAGACAGAUCCUUCUGUACUCUGCCACUUUUCCACUCAGUGUGCAGAAGUUCAUGAAUGCCCACCUGCAGAAGCCCUAUGAGAUUAACCUAAUGGAGGAGCUUACGCUGAAGGGGGUGACACAGUACUACGCUUAUGUUACAGAGAGACAGAAGGUUCAUUGUCUCAAUACGCUCUUCUCCCGACUUCAGAUUAACCAAUCCAUAAUCUUCUGUAACUCCUCCCAACGGGUCGAGCUGCUUGCCAAGAAGAUCUCUCAGCUGGGCUAUUCCUGUUUCUAUAUCCACGCCAAGAUGAGGCAGGAGCACCGAAACCGAGUGUUCCAUGACUUCAGGAAUGGCCUCUGUCGCAAUCUUGUCUGCACAGACUUGUUUACCCGUGGUAUUGACAUUCAAGCUGUGAAUGUGGUCAUCAAUUUUGACUUUCCAAAACUGGCAGAGACGUACCUGCAUCGCAUUGGCAGAUCAGGUCGUUUUGGACACCUGGGGUUGGCCAUCAAUCUCAUCACCUAUGAUGAUCGCUUCAACCUGAAAGGAAUAGAGGAGCAACUGGGCACAGAAAUUAAACCAAUCCCUGGCAGUAUUGAUAAGAGUCUGUAUGUGGCAGAGUAUCACAGUGAGACAGGCAGCGAAGAGAAACCAUGAGGUGCUUCUGUCUCUGGAUCUGCAUUUUUUUUUUUUUUUGUUUUGGUUAUCCUCCCAUUUACCCUGUAAACCUUUCCUUCCCUCUUGUUAGGAGCUGGCUGAUUUCUUGGACGUGCUGUGCUGGGACAAUUUUUUUUUUUUUUUCCUUUAAGGGAAGGAAACUGGGUGAUCAAGCACACAAGAUUUUAAUUUUUGCACCACCAAAAAAUGCCAGAAGAGAAGACAUUCUGCUUAUGUGGUCCCUGCCCCUCCAGCUCCUGUUUGAGUUGCACUAAAACCAGCAGCAGGGUGGCUGAGCUGCACCCUUCCUGCAGGGACCCGACCUGCAACACUCAACUC